UACAAUAUUUACAAUAUUCAAUUAAACUCAUUGUUUCUAACUAAUCAAUCAAUGGCUACUUCCACAUUUCUGUCCCUUUCAUGCACUCCUCAAAGCAUGUUGCAUUCCAAACAUAAGUCACAAACACAAUCCUCAACCAUGUCAUUGGUGUCACCUCAAUUGGUACAAAAACACCUCUAUAGCCCUCUAAGACACAAUGUAUCUUCUUUGAAACCUAAGAGAAUUCAUGUUGGUGGCUUGGUGAAGGCAUCAAUGAAUAAUAACAAGGAUGUGCAUGUGCUAAGCAAGGAGCAUCUUGCUGUGUCUUUGGCCAAAUAUGUUGCAGACCUCUCCGAAAAAUACAUUAGGGAGAAGGGGCGUUUCACCGUUGUUUUGUCUCCUGGACCCGUCAAGUAUCUAAGGAAGCUGGUGGAACCACCAUAUUGUGACACCAUUGAUUGGUCUAAGUGGCACAUAUUUUUGGUGGAUGAGAGAGUAGUGCCAAAGACUCACGUUGAUAGCAAUUACAAACUUGCUAACGAUAGCUUCAUCUCCAAGGUACCAAUUCCCCCACUAAAUGUGAGCACAAUUGAUGAUGCAUUACCAGCUGAUGGAGCAGCAGAUGUUUAUGAGACAACCCUAAGACGUUUGGUCACAAGCAAUGUGAUAUCAACAUCAUCCCUAACUGGCUUCCCAAAAUUUGAUCUUAUGCUAUUAGAUAUGGGACCUGAUGGACAUGUAGCUUCUUUGUUUCCAGGGUACCCUGCAGUGAAUGAGACUAGUAAGUGGGUUACAUAUCUUAAGAAUGCACCUAAACCACCGCCGGAGAGGAUUACUUUCACAUUGCCAGUGAUUAAUGCUACUUCAAAUAUUGCUAUGGUUGUGACUGGUGCUGGUAAAGCUGAUGCUGUUUACUCUGCACUUGAGAAAGGUCCUAAUGAUAAUAAGCUUCCUAUUCAAAAGGUGAAUCCUGAAGGAGAUAUCAAAUGGUUCUUGGACAAGGGUGCUGCUUCAAGGCUCUAUAGGUAGAUGCGAUCCAAGUAAUUUCAAGGUCAAACUCUAAUACUCUCUUUUCAGUACUUUCUCUAUUACCGAGUGAAAUUCAUGCAAGUUUCAACACUUUACGUGAGACUCGGUUUUAAGAGACAUGCAUGAAUUUAACCUGGUAAAAAAGAUAGUGUUGAAAAGAGAAUAUUAAGAGUGGGUGUUGCUAUCUUAUAUAUUUAAAUUUCUGCUAAAGAUAAAAUAAAGCAAUAUGAUGGGACUUCUGGUCAUGAUUCAAAUUAAGUUUUUCUAUAUGAUGUUAUACUAUUGUCUUGUUUCCAAGACAAUAAAAGAAGCAUAGAAUAAUUGUCUUUCUUUUUCUUUUUGAAUGUAAAUGGAUACUGCUCAAGUAUCCUAAUAUUUGUGUGUUUUUUAUUGAGCAAAAUAUGUAUGGAUAAUUACAAUUACAAUGAUGAUAUUCUCUAUUUAAUA
This is a messenger RNA of Medicago truncatula (barrel medic), 1455 nucleotides long. RefSeq names its product probable 6-phosphogluconolactonase 4, chloroplastic. Lineage: Eukaryota; Viridiplantae; Streptophyta; Magnoliopsida; Fabales; Fabaceae. The record is from RefSeq and is a predicted model, not a curated record. Gene Ontology annotation, molecular function: 6-phosphogluconolactonase activity. The transcript has 3 exons. Gene Ontology annotation, biological process: pentose-phosphate shunt; carbohydrate metabolic process. Bases 52 to 1008 code for a protein of 318 amino acids.